UGUUCGUCCAUAAUACAGAAAUGGCAGAAUCAACUUAUGGAGAAACAGCAAGUUUAACAAAACCAAUAUUUGUUAAUGGAAGAUUUGAAAAUCCAUGGAAAUCGUGGAGGAAAAAUAAUUUGAAAGAAUCUUUCAAAUUCAUUAAGAAUGGAGUGAAUAAGCAACCGCCUUUAAAAGAGGAAGUUGAAAGAACUCUGCCCAUCAUUCCACCUGAUUUCAAUAGAUUUUCCAGUAGUACAACAGGCAUACCUCUAAUUUGGAUAGGCCAUGCAACCGUUUUGGUUAAAAUUGACAAUAUUACAGUUCUAGCAGAUCCAAUAUUCAGCUCAAGAUGUUCGUUUGUACAAUUCCUCGGUCCUAAAAGAUAUCGUGAUCCACCAUGUCAGAUAAAAGAUUUACCAAAAAUAGACGCUGUGGUCAUCAGUCAUAAUCAUUACGAUCAUCUCGAUCUGUCGUCUGUGAAAGAACUCAAUCAAAAAUACGGUAAAGAUUUGCGAUGGUAUGUACCACAAGGUAUGAAGAAAUGGAUGAUGGAUGUGGGUUGUGAAAAUGUUGUUGAAAUGACCUGGUGGGACGAACAGAAGUUUCCUGAUAAACCAGAUGUUAAGUUUGUUUGCACACCCUCACAACACUGGAGUAAACGUGGGGUCACAGACACAAACAAGUCAUUGUGGUGUAGCUGGGCUGUGAUUGGCCCUAAACAUAGUUUUUAUUUUGCGGGAGAUACAGGAUAUUGUGAAGGUUUUAAAGAAAUUGGUGAAAAAUAUGGACCUUUUACACUUUCUGCUAUUCCUAUUGGCUGUUAUAUACCACGGGAGUUUCUGUCACCACAACAUGUGAGUCCAUCCGAAGCUGUAGAAAUUCAUAAAGAUGUCAAGUCACUCAAUUCCGUUGGUAUUCAUUGGGGAACCUUUAAUAUGAUGGCUCAUGAACAUUAUUUGGCGCCAAGAGAAGAUCUGAUUUUAGCAGUUGAAGAAGCAGGUUUAAAGCCAACAGAAUUUGUGACUGUAAAGCAUGGGGAAUUGAAUAUCUUUGAAAAAUAGAUAUCAGUCAACCGAUCGCUAGAAUUUAAAAGAACUUAUUUAAUAUCAAAAAGCUUGUGAUGUUUAAUUGAAACCAGUGAACGCCAUUUGUGAGAUUUUGAAUCGAUUGUGAUCUAUAGGCUAAUCUUAUAGAAGUCGAAUCUCGGAAAGGAAUUAACAAAGAUAUGAUUAAUUGAAAAUGUUGCAAUAUUCUGCAUUCUCUGCAGACAAUAUAAGCAAGCCAGUGUCACCUAUAGAUGUUGGGUAUAUGCUUUUGAUGGGCCUCUUUUUAUCCGUUCAGCAGAUUAUCUUCUGUUGAUAAUUUGGUUUCUUAAUUAAUUGUUAAGGGGUGAGGCUGCCGAAAAAUGCUUUCUGAAAUUCUAAAGCUAGUGAAUUGAA
This is a messenger RNA of Patella vulgata (common limpet), 1421 nucleotides long. RefSeq names its product N-acyl-phosphatidylethanolamine-hydrolyzing phospholipase D-like. The coding region runs from base 21 to 1043 and encodes 340 amino acids. Gene Ontology annotation, molecular function: N-acylphosphatidylethanolamine-specific phospholipase D activity; zinc ion binding. The record is from RefSeq and is a predicted model, not a curated record. Gene Ontology annotation, cellular component: cytoplasm; membrane-bounded organelle. NCBI's taxonomy places the organism in Eukaryota, Metazoa, Mollusca, Gastropoda, Patellidae. The transcript has 5 exons. Gene Ontology annotation, biological process: N-acylethanolamine metabolic process; N-acylphosphatidylethanolamine metabolic process.